AUGGACUUCUCUGCAAGUAAUUCUGACGAGCUUACACCGAAGAAACCGAUUUCUACUACUUCAAAUGACGUGGUCGAUUUUUCGAGUCCAUUGUCUAUUAUAGAAGGUCUAGACAGUGGUAAGUUUGGAAGUGUUGCAAAAGACAUACAUGCUCUUCUAGCUCAGAAGAUGCGGAGUCCAAAUCUGUAUUCUAAAAGCUUCCCAAGAACUAGAACUAAAAAUGGGUCUUUAGAUGUGGGAAAGGACCGAGUUAAACAGGCUUCGAAGUUGGCAAAUACCACUCGUUCAGUACGUGACAUUGUCAUUAUUGAUUUAGAGCAAGAGUUUGUUGCAACUGAGACUCAAGCGACAUCAGCGCCCGUCAUAAUCAUUGAUUCAGAUGGGGAGGACAUGGGAUAUCAGACUGGGGAGAAACCAUCUUAUCUGUCUCAAAACGUUUUAAAAGAUCAACCCACCGGAGAGUUUUCGUUCAAGGACAAAAAGGAAGACAAAGAUGUCUAUGUGGUCAUAGAAGAUGAAAACAAUCAUCAAUUUAACAUUGAUGAUGGUGGUAUUGACGAUGUCUGUUUGGAAGAUGCAAGUGGAAUUAAGGAAGAUAAAUGUGUGAAUGAAAAACCCGCUGAAGAAACUUUGCUGGAGGACAUAAAGGAAGACAAAGAUGCUCAAGUGGGCAUAGAAGAUGAAGGCAAUCAUCUACCUAACACCAAGGAUGGUGGUACCGACCUCGACGAUAUCUGUGCCGAAGAUGCAACUGGAAUUAAGGAAGAUGAAUGUGUGAAUGAAAAACCACCCGUUGGAGAAACUUUGCUGAAGGACAUAAAGGAAGACAAAGAUGCUCGUGUGGGCAUAGAAGAUGAAGGGAAUUGUCUACCUAACACCCAAGAUGGUGGUAUGGACGAUAUCUGUGCGGAAGAUGCAACUGGAAUUGAGGAAGAUGAAUGUGUGAAUGAAAAACCACCUGUUGGAGAAACAUUACUGAGGGACGUAAAGGAUGAUAAAGAUGCUCAUGCGGGCAUAGAAGAUGAUGGCAAUUGUCUACCUAACACUGAGGAUGGUGGUAUCGACGAUAUCUGUGCGGACGAUGCAACUGGAAUUAAGGAAGAUGAAUGUGUGAAUGAAAAACCACCCGUUGGAGAAACUUUGCUGAAGGACAUAAAGGAAGACACAGAUGCUCAUUUGGGCAUAGAAGAUGAAGGCAAUCAUCUACCUAAGUCUGGGGAUGGUGAUAUUGACGAUGUCUGUGUGGAAGAUGCAGCUAAAAUUAAGGGAGCUGAUUAUGUAUAUGUUGGCACAGACGGUGAUGGCAAUGAAAUCAGUAACGAGGAUGAUGGUCUUGACGAUUUUUGGAAGGAGAUGUCGAUGGCAUUAGAACUUUCCAAGGAUGUUUCUAUGGAUCAUUCACAAAAUAAACAGGUGAUGGAAGAUGAAGAAAACUGUGAACAUUCCUUUCUUUUAAAGGACGAUCUUGGUUAUGUUUGCCGCAUUUGUGGGGUUAUUGACAGAGGAAUCGAGACAAUAUUUAAGUUCCAGUAUAACAAGGUUAAAAGGAGUAAUAGAACAUAUGUGCCGGGAUCAUGGUAUUCUAAAGACAGAGAGUCGACUGGAAUAGGUGGACUUAAUUUGUCUGGUAAUGAUUUGAUUCAAAAUGAAGUAUAUGUCCACCCCAGGCAUGCCAAGAAGAUGAAACCUCAUCAAGUAGAGGGUUUCAAUUUCCUUGUUAGCAACUUGGUGGGUGAUAAUCCUGCAGGCUGCAUUUUAGCACAUGCACCUGGAUCAGGAAAAACAUUCAUGAUAAUAAGUUUUUUGCAGAGUUUCAUGAUUAAGUAUCCAAAUGCCAGACCACUAGUUGUUCUUCCCAAGGGAAUCCUGGAAACAUGGAAGAAAGAGUUCCGGAUUUGGCAAAUAGAGGAUAUCCCACUGUAUGAUCUGUACACUGGCAAAGCAGAAACCCGAUUCCAGCAAUUAGAUGUUCUGAAACAGUGGGUGGAGAACAAGAGUAUUCUUUUCUUGGGAUACAUGCAAUUCUCCUCCAUUGUUUGUGAUCCGGAAAACAGCAAUGCAUCGAAUUCAUGUCGUGAGAUACUGCUAAAGGCUCCAUCAAUUCUUAUUCUGGAUGAAGGGCAUACUCCAAGAAAUGAGGGCACACAUAUCUUUCAAGCCCUUGCGAAGGUGCAGACACCCAGAAAAGUAGUACUUUCCGGGACGUUGUACCAGAAUAGUGUCAAAGAGGUGUUCAAUGUCCUGAAUCUUGUUCAACCUAAUUUUUUGAGAACGGAAACAUCCCAACCCAUAGUCAAGCGCAUCAUGAGUAAAGUGGACAUAUCAUUGUCAGGUUUUAGGAAGAGCUUCAAAGCUGGUAGUGAUGCAGCUUUCUUUGAUUUAGCGGAAGUAACACUGCAGAAGGAUAAAGAUUUUAGAAGGAAAGUGUCUGUUAUAAAUGACCUGCGUGAGAUGACUAGCAAGGUGCUUAACUAUUACAAAGGUGAUUUCAUGGAUGAGCUUCCUGGACUUGUUGAUUUCACUGUAGUACUCCAUCUCAGCUCCAGCCAAAAGCGUGAAGUGGGAAAAAUCAAGUUGCAAAGCAAGUUCAAAGCAAGUUUUGAUGGGGGCUCCAUUUAUUUGCAUCCGAAGUUGAAGCCACUCUCCGACAACCGCAAUGUGAGUGAUGAGGAGCUCGAUGAGGUGCUGGAAAAUUUAGAAGUGGAGGAUGGAGUGAAGGCAAAGUUUUUUUGGACCAUGCUAAGUUUAUGCGAGUCAAAGAACGAGAAACUGCUGGUUUUCAGUCAGUAUAUCACACCUUUAAAAUUUUUGGAGAGAUUAGCAGUGAAAGAGAAGGGCUGGUGUCAAGGAAGGGAAAUGUUUUUUGUCUCAGGUGAUUCAAGUCCACGGGACAGGAAGUUGUCCAUGGAAUGCUUCAACAACUCCCCUGAAGCCAAAGUCUUUUUUGGCUCCAUCAAGGCAUGUGGAGAGGGAAUUUCUUUGGUGGGGGCAUCUAGAAUUAUAAUUCUGGACGUUCAUCCCAAUCCAUCUGUGACCCGUCAAGCCAUUGGGCGCGCAUUCCGUCCCGGGCAGACAAAGAAAGUGGUUGUUUACAGAUUGGUUGCUGCUGAUUCACCUGAAGUGGAAGACUAUGACACUUGCCUCAAGAAGGAAUUGAUUUCAAAGACAUGGUUUGAAUGGAAAGAAUGUUGCGGAUAUAGAGAUUUUCAAGUGGAGACCGUUGAUGUUAAUGAGUGCGGUGACGAGUUCUUGGAGAGUAAUCCAAUUCUUGCGAAAGACAUAAAGGUUAUGUACAGAAGGUAGAUCCCGCAAUCACUUAUGCUGAGACAUUGUUUAAAGUGAAGUUCAUAAGACUAGGAUUCUCUUCUGUUAAUAGUUUAUCCAUGUAUUUUGGUUCCGGAACCUUCUGAACCCGGUAUAAGAUUCUCCAUUUUGGACACUUUUUCCAUUCAUUUUUGUAAAAGAAGCUCUAUACUGUGCCUUAGGCCAUCUCCAACCCACACCCCUAUCUUCAAAAAAGAAUAAUUUCACACCAUCUAAGGAGUUACUCUCCAACCCAU
This is a messenger RNA of Morus notabilis, 3560 nucleotides long. RefSeq names its product protein CHROMATIN REMODELING 35. Lineage: Eukaryota; Viridiplantae; Streptophyta; Magnoliopsida; Rosales; Moraceae. The record is from RefSeq and is a predicted model, not a curated record. The transcript has 4 exons. Bases 1 to 3303 code for a protein of 1100 amino acids. Gene Ontology annotation, molecular function: ATP-dependent chromatin remodeler activity; ATP binding. Gene Ontology annotation, biological process: gene silencing by siRNA-directed DNA methylation.